Messenger RNA from Pocillopora damicornis (cauliflower coral), 504 nucleotides. RefSeq lists its product as uncharacterized. Lineage: Eukaryota; Metazoa; Cnidaria; Anthozoa; Scleractinia; Pocilloporidae. The record is from RefSeq and is a predicted model, not a curated record.
ACGAGUGAAAUAAAUGUCGUAAUUUCUUCUUAGCAUGUCUGAGGAAAUCUACCGAUAAAUAUAGAGUUAAAAUUGCCUCGAAAAUGUCUUCCAAAUUGGUUCGUAAAGGCCUUGAUCUUGUGAUCGGGGAAGGAGUAUCAAGAUCUCAAAAACAGAAGUUAAAACAGAAGCAGAAACAACUCGCUAAGAAGCAGAAAAGAACUUCGAGAGGAAACAAACAGAAACAAUCACGCGCACGUGAAGUAAGAGGCUUGCAGUUAUCAUCAGGCCAGAAAAGAAAGACACAAGAAGUUGAUUUUACAGAGGAGAACUUAGAGUACUUCAAGAAUGCCACAUGGAAGAUCAAGAAGGACACUUAUGACAAAAUUUUAGAAAGGCAAAGUAAAUUCCAAAGGAAAAAAACCAAAGAUGAAAAAGUUGAUGACUCAGAUGCUGAAGAACCAGGAGGUCUGUUUGAUGACUAAAUGAAGAAAAAUGUACCAUUUAAACAAAUCGAUUCUACAG